CCUCUUUACAUCACUCUGUUUAGACGGCAACCCCAGAUUUACCACUACACUCACCGGACUACUGAAAGGGUGCCAAGAUUAAUGCGGAACAAGGACCAGAUCGGGUCGACCGAAAAAAGAGGUUGGACAAGUUUUUUCAAGGAACUAAUGAUGGUGGAGCAAAAUAGAGACCAUCAUUCAGCUAGUCAAUAGAAACUGUCCGAUAGACAAAAUUUUCAGAUCCAGAAAACAGCGAGGAAGUUUGUACACUGUGCUUAUAAUCGCCUCAUUGGAUACCAGUAAUUGAAUCAAGGUGACCUGUUGUACAGAAAUGCUUCUGGUAUUGUUGUCCCUCUUCACGUGCACUAUUGUCUCAUCGUCACAAAUCCUACGAGUCCAAGAGGGUGCUCCUGCUGGAACAGUACUUAUAGCUGAUCUACCUACUUAUCUAAAACGUCUACAUUACACUGACUCAGCUAAAGCUCGUGAAGUAGAACCUGUAGUAAACGAGGAUUUUAUACUGACCAUUGGUAACGCAAUAAUGCCCGGAGUUGAGUGGUUUGAAGUCAGUCCGGUGCACAAGAACCUGAUCGUCAAAAAGCCACCUGAUCGUGACUCGUUAUGUCCAUCGGAUGUUCAGAUGCCACAAUUCGCUUUGCGAGGAGAUCGAGGUGGAAUAAUAUUUCCAGGGAAGGACAACGUCAAGAAAAAAACAUUUGACAGACACAUGGGAGAGUGUGUUGUAAAACUUUCGAUUGUGCACGGCCCAGCGUCAGACCCCACCUUUGAUAUGAUUUCCGUCAUAUUAGAAGACGUUAAUGAUCACGCUCCUAAGUUCAGCGUUGCUCGAUCGACUAGCGAUGGUAUUAUUCCUUUCGUAAUCAGGGUGGCCGAGAGCUACGGACAACCUGAAAAUGAUCAAGCUAAAGUAACAGUCCCUCGACCAUUGAAAAUCGCUCUCCCAAUGGCAUCAGACCCAGAUUAUGGUGUGAAUGGAAUUCACGGUUAUCACCUCGAGGGGGAGGACGCGCACAAGUUCAGAGUAGAAAUCAGCCCGCGCACUGAAGAAACGCAAACUCUCGACUCAAGUGCUGGGUUUGUCCAUCAGCCAAACUUUAAGAACGCGGUAUCUAGCCAGCUUUGGUUGGUACUUUUGGAAGACAUGGGAAACUCAGCGAACAAGUUUGUGACCGGUCAGUUGGAUAGAGAACAACAAGCAGAAUAUCAUCUUGUCUUGGUUGCUCAUGAUGGAGGAUCGCCUCAACGAACUGCCCGGUUGCCCAUCCGCUUGGUUGUUGAGGAUGUCAAUGAUCAUAAUCCGGUAUUCAGUCAAGCUUGGUAUUCCGGUAAGAUAUCCGAGGAUGACCCACCGGGAUCGACAGUACUGGAGUUUUCCGCGUAUGACGCUGACGAUGGGGAGCGAAAUGGGAAAAUCGGUUUCCGCAUUCCAGGUGAGCUGAUACAACACAGAACGGUUGGAAGCACCACGACCAAAGAGAUAUUUUCUUCUGAUAGCCAAGGUGCUUUAUCCGAAGCUCAACUGGCUGCAGCUCAGUACUUUGCUAUAGUGAUAGAUAGAGCCACUAACGUCAAUCAGUUUCGAAGGACACAUAGACAUAAUCAUACACACGGCAAGUUAAUCAUUCGCCAUCAAGCUAAAGAACAAGCUCGACUCGCCGCGGCACUGGCUAUCAGGGCAGCUAGAAGUGGCCCUAAUUUGGCAGAAUAUAACUCAGGCACAACAAGUUACAACUAUUCCGAGCAGUCAACCUCAUCUCUGACACUAGAAUUUGUUAUUGAAGCCUUUGAUUAUGGCAGCCCUACACCACUGACGAGUCGUGUACCCAUUUAUGUGGCUAUAGUGGAAGUAAACGAUCACGCUCCAGAAAUAUUUGUCUCGUACUUGCGAACACAAGCACAGUCCAGCAUCAACAGAUGGUCAAGCGCUUCUGAAAGUAGUGGAUGGGGAAGGGUUAAAGAAAACAUAGCAAAGGCUAUGCUCGCUCAAAUCACAGUCAUAGAUGAAGACGAUAAUUACGGCUCAGCAGAUACUGCAUGUAACACAUCAGACACUCGAUUCAAACUCGAAGAGAUCGCAUCAACGGGGGACUUAGCCGGGGAUCCCUUGAGGCCCUUGAUCGCCCAGGGAAAUGACUUCUAUAAGCACGAUCAGCCAAAUUGGAGCUUAAGGUUUCCUACAUCCGGCACCAGAAGGACAGAUAUUAGUGCAAAAAUGUACAAGCUAAUGUUAGUCGCUGCACUCGAUCGUGAAAGUAGCACUCAGCGGACUGCCAGGAUUGAAUUUGAGCUAACGUGUGUGGACAACAUACACAACCGACAACCGGGUGGGCAGUUGACCACCCAAGUCCCCCUUCGUAUUCUGAUCGAGGAUGUCAAUGACAACCCUCCAGUGUUUCUGCAGAAAAGUUACAUAUUCCAUAUUCCCGAAAACCAUCCAGCAGUUAUGGUAGAGUUGGACAGGACUCACAAUCGAAACGAGCCUUACUUUAUAGGUCAAGUCAUUGCCACAGAUGCUGACGAGGGUUGGCACGCAGCGGUGUCUUACGAACUAAUCCUAGCACCAAAAUCAACAAUAGAAAUUGAUCCACUAACCGGUCGCCUGUAUGCCGUCAGACCAUUUGAUCGAGAAUCGACGGCUGAAGUUAACUUCCAAGUAGUAGCACUUGACUGUCGUAAGGCAAAUGACACAACUGACAUGGUGACAACUUCGGUAAAGCGCCUGUCUAGUCAUGCUGACGUCAAGAUCAUAGUGAAUGACCUAAACGACUGUUCCCCGAUUUUUGAUCAGUUAAAUUAUCACUUCGAAGUGGAGGAGGGUAUAAAUAUGGCGGAAGUUGGUCGUGUUACGGCAACUGAUGCCGACCAAGGUGAAGCCGCAAAAGUGGUGUACCGUUUGGCUGGUGGGGUCAAAGACCGGUACCAUGAGUUAUCGCCUUUCGGUCUGCCUAGUUCACAUCAUACAAAAAUCACUGGAAACCAUAAUCAUUUGUAUAGCGAAGAGGAAGAUAUCAGUGUUCACUUUCAGAUCGAUGGCUCGACGGGUGUGAUAAGUCUUCAAAAUCAUCUGGAUCGUGAACGAAAGGCACAUUAUGAGUUCGUCGUCCUGGCUGUGGAUAAUCCCAGCGGAAAGGCUACACAGAAUAGUGGGAACUCAAGAGAGAUAACUGAGGUAAAACAGUUCACCGCAAGCGCAACAGUAUUUAUAACUGUGUUGGAUAAAAACGACAAUCCUCCGCACAUUGUAAGCCCGCGGAACAAUAUGGAAUUCUUCCUUGGAUCGGAUCAGCUGGUAGCCGGGAACACCAUCUUCACUGUCAACACGGAAGAUCCAGAUGUGGGAGAAAACGGCACCGUCGAAUUUGAGUUACGUAAGGUUGUGGAAGAAAGAGAUGAGUGGAAUACAAAAAUCGAGCAAAAUAGGUAUGCGGCGAACACUACUUCUUUGGAAGCGCUGGUAUCUGUGAAGAAGACUGAACAUGAUUCUUUAACUGAAUCGCCAUUCGCUCUGGACCGCACUGCCGGUAUAUGUUACUUGCGUGAAAACUUACCCCCUUUAACUGCUGCUGGCCCCAGUGCCUAUCUGCUUCAUAUUCGCGCCUACGACCUUGGCCAGCCCGAAGGUCUAAAUAACUCCGUAAUUGUUCGGGUAAUCCGACAGCCUCCCGGUCCGUCGGCGUACAGUAUGCUCCCCGCUCUUUAUGCCGGUGGGGAUCAACACACUGUGAGCAGUAAUGUGGACAGUUUGCGUUACUCAGAAUCACGAGGGUACGAACAGGGUUUCAUGGACACGUGGACGUCUGCGGAACAACCCCGGCUCUCGGACAGAACAUUAGUCGUCGUGUUAUCCACUGUGUUUGCACUUCUUCUCCUAACUGUUGUGAUACUCAUGCUUGUCGUUCGGUAUCGCCGCACCUUCCUACAAAACUCUUCCCUAACCAUUGGACAAUACAACGCCAGCCCGCUCAAUAGGGCGAAUCCAGGCUACACUCUAGACAAGCCGUUUGACCAUGUGGACUGUGUGGACGAAUCCCCGGGGUCGUUUUCAGAGAUUUUCACAGCUCCCUGGGUAAACAAUUCACGUGCAAUUGAGUCCCCGAAAUCAAUUUUCAGCCCAGCAAUCAGCAUUAUGCCCCCAGGGCUACAGACACAAACAGGGCAGAGAUGUGUGAAAAGAGCCGGUUCGUACUGGCCAUCAAUGGCUAAUACCUUUUGCGUAUCACCAGCAAUUGUCCGACGUGGAGAACAAGAUGUCCGUCCUGCCUAUCAAUCACCCACAAGUAUAACACCAGAAUCACCAUUCUACCGAGUUCCAGUCCCGCGCCGAUGGUGUUUGCAGAAAUGCCAAUUUGGCAAAGCCGCAGGAACAAUUGCAAUUUCACCGAACCCUUUAAUAAUGGAAAACCAAACACUUUGUUUGCAGCAAAAUGACUACUAUGAUUUAGCAUCUAAAAGCCGUAACUCUGGCCCAGAUAAGGUAAUAACAAGAAGCAGUGGGAUGACGAAAUCGACGGAAAGUCCACUCAACAAAUGUGGAUACCUGUCAACGAACCCAAGAGCAGAGAACAGAGGGACCCAACUAGAUUCACACUUAAAACUGCGUCCACGUUCGGCCUUAAACCGGACGGCAACGAGUAUGGAAGAACUGCACAACAGCCUUGAAGCACCUCGUUCAAAUGAAGAUAAGUUAACGAAACUGCUCUCCAACAAUGUCAACGCAAUAAACAUCCAACAGUUAAUCAAAUCGAACUGGGAGAAGUCGCCCAAAGAUAAAAUCGGCAACGAUUAUCAACGCUUGCUUUUACCCAUUUCUACGUACAGAAAGAAAGAGAAAUUCCUAAAUGAUGAUACAAGAACCAGUGGUAAAAGUCCAGAGGAGGAGGAAGACAAGCAUCUGCACUGUUCUUGUCCCAAGGAUGUAAUAGUAUCGCCGGAAGCAACUAGGCAUAUUACAACUACAGCAGUAAACCUACUGCCUGGUCAAGGCGAUUGCGUUAGUUUCGUUGGGACUCCGAGUAAAUGUCAGAAAAGUCGACAGUCAUCACCACCCGACCCACUAAGAGAAGCUUUCACUUGGAACUCCUCAUCAGAUGAUAAUAUCAUUGAUAACAAACAGGUCCAUUUGGGUGACCAUCAAGUGCAAUCAUCUGAGAAUUCCGAAAAGGAGCCAAAGACUGAAAAAUCCCCAAAUCCACUAUUUCCCCAAUUUCCGAAUUGCAUGAUGUAUAGCGAAUGGUGCACAAAAGGGCUAGAAUCCGAUGAAAAUUCAGUGAGACAGCCAACUUCACCGUUGAGAUCGCCUACCCACUGCCCCCAGGGGAGCUUCGUCUAGAAUAGUUUCGGAUGAAACCAGCUUCCAUGCAAAUAUCACUCUAAUGAGUGCACAUACCAUAACCGCUGUUUUCGUCGAGCAAUGCAAUAUUUUGUAGAGCUUGUGCUAGUGAUCAAAUUGUGAAGAGUAAAUCCAGAGUCCUCGGUCUCCUGUUGUAACCGAAAAGCGUUUGGCCAUGCCUUAAAUAUUUUCAAGCAUGCGUAUUCCACAAGUAGUUGGAUGCCAUUAUGAUUACACUGGUUUCUUGGCUGUUACUUUCGGUGUAUAAAUUCGCUAAUAUGAUUCACCAACAACUCUG
Dicrocoelium dendriticum is the source of this 5627-nucleotide messenger RNA. The record is from the annotation of a GenBank genome assembly. Lineage: Eukaryota; Metazoa; Platyhelminthes; Trematoda; Plagiorchiida; Dicrocoeliidae.